Leguminivora glycinivorella is the source of this 664-nucleotide messenger RNA. Its product is annotated as acyl-CoA Delta(11) desaturase-like. The record is from RefSeq and is a predicted model, not a curated record. Gene Ontology annotation, molecular function: iron ion binding; stearoyl-CoA 9-desaturase activity. Gene Ontology annotation, cellular component: endoplasmic reticulum membrane. The annotation marks the transcript as partial. The transcript has a single exon. NCBI's taxonomy places the organism in Eukaryota, Metazoa, Arthropoda, Insecta, Lepidoptera, Tortricidae. Gene Ontology annotation, biological process: unsaturated fatty acid biosynthetic process.
GCGUGUGCAUUCGGCUACGCACACUGGGCCGAAUCCUUCACCGCCGUCUACCACAUCUCCCUUCUCCGUCUCGUCAUCUUCUCCCACGUCACCUUCUGCAUCAACAGCGCCGCCCACAAAUACGGCUACAAGCCUUACGACAAAAACAUCACUCCUACACAAAUCCCCGCACUGUCUUUUGCCGCUUUAGGAGAAGGAUAUCAUAAUUAUCACCAUGUCUUCCCGUAUGACUACAAAACAGCUGAAUUGGGAAACAAUUUUAUGAACUUAGCAACAAACUUCAUAGAUUUCAUGGCAUGGAUAGGAUGGGCUUAUGAUUUGAAGAGCGUUUCUGAAGAUAUGGUUGUAAAGAAAAUGAUGAAGACUGGAGAUGGAACUGAUCUGUGGGGGAGAUUUCCGGAGAAUGAUGAUUAUAUUUGGGGGUGGGGCGAUCAAGAUAUGUCAGAAGAAGAUAAGAAAGCUUUACUACAUUUUUAAUAAAUUAUAUUUCAUAAUUUGUUACAUUUUAAUGAAUAUCAAAUUCUUGAUAUUAUCAAAACCACAUAGGUAACGAAAAGUGAAAAGUCGACUUACAGUUAAUUAAGUAAGGGAAGAAGUGACCAAAAGAAGUGCCGAGAAAAGAAGAAUACCUAUCGUGGCCCAGAAAUCUGCACCAAAGAAAGCA